Molecule: messenger RNA, 3287 nt
Organism: Equus caballus (horse)
Lineage: Eukaryota; Metazoa; Chordata; Mammalia; Perissodactyla; Equidae
Gene: SEMA4A
Product: semaphorin 4A
Biological process (GO): neural crest cell migration; positive regulation of cell migration; axon guidance
Cellular component (GO): plasma membrane
Molecular function (GO): semaphorin receptor binding; chemorepellent activity
Source: RefSeq, a predicted model, not a curated record
CGAGAGGUGGAAAUUCUGGUUUCCCUUGCCCAGAGCUCCCAGUGCUGGCUUUGGCACUAUGGGUACCUGGAGGGCCGCACUCCCAGCCCAGCCAGGUUGAGCCUCCUGUCCCCUGCCUCUGGGGCCUGGGAAUCCCCCUCCUUCUUUCUCUUGGAUGGCACCUUCGCUCGGCAGUCCGGACAACUGGGUUCCAGACUGUGGCUGGCCCAAGGAGACGUCUGGUGACAGCCUCUGGCUGAGCAUGGCCCUUCCAGUCCUGGGCCUGGACCCCUGGAGCCUCCUGGGCCUUUUCCUCUUCCAACUGCUCCUGCUGCUGCUGCCGCCGCCGACUGCAGGGGGUAGUGGGCAGGGGCCCAUGCCCAGGGUCAAAUACUACGCAGGGGACGGACGCAGGGCUCUUAGCCUCUUCCACCAGAAGGGUCUCCAGGAUUUCGACACUCUGCUCUUGAGUGGUGACGGAGGCACUCUCUACGUGGGGACUCGAGAGGCCAUUGUGGCCUUGAAUAUCCAGGAUCCAGGGGUGCCAAGGCUGAAGAACAUGAUACCCUGGCCAGCCAGUGACAGAAAAAAGAGUGAAUGUGCCUUUAAGAAGAAGAGCAAUGAGACACAGUGUUUCAACUUUAUUCGUGUCCUGGUCUCUUUCAAUGCCACCCAUCUCUACGCCUGCGGCACCUUCGCCUUCAGCCCUGCUUGUACCUUCAUUGAACUCCAAGAUUCCUACCUGCUGCCCAUCUUGGAGGACAAGGUUGUGGAGGGAAAAGGCCAAAGCCCCUUUGACCCCGCCCAUAAACACACAGCUGUCUUGGCAGAUGGGAUGCUCUAUUCCGGCACCAUGAACAACUUCCUGGGCAGUGAGCCCAUCCUGAUCCGAACGCUGGGAUCCCAGCCUGUCCUCAAGACCGACAAUUUCCUCCGCUGGCUGCAACCGGACGCCUCCUUCGUGGCAGCCAUCCCUUCGACCCAAGUCGUCUAUUUCUUCUUCGAGGAGACAGCCAGCGAGUUUGAGUUCUUCGAGAAACUCCACACAUCCCGGGUGGCCAGAGUCUGCAAGAAUGACGUGGGCGGCGAAAAGCUGCUGCAGAAGAAGUGGACCACCUUCCUGAAGGCCCAGCUGCUUUGUGCUCAGCCCGGGCAGCUGCCCUUCAACGUCAUCCGCCACGCCGUCUUGCUGCCCGCCAAUUCCUCUACCGAGUCCCGCGUCUACGCAGUCUUCACCUCUCAGUGGCAGAUCGGCGGGACCAGGAGCUCUGCUGUUUGUGCCUUCUCUCUCGAGAACAUCAAGCGUGUCUUUGAGGGGAAGUACAAGGAGUUGAACAAAGAGACUUCACGCUGGACUACUUACGGGGUCCCCGAUAUCAGUCCGCGGCCAGGCAGCUGCUCGGUGGGCCCCUCCUCGGAUAAAGCCUUGACCUUCAUGAAGGACCAUUUCCUGAUGGAUGAGCAGGUGGUAGGGACACCCCUGCUGGUGAAGUCUGGUGUGGAGUACACACGACUUGCAGUGGAGACAGCCCAGGACAUCCAUGGGCACAGCCACGUGGUCAUGUACCUGGGCACCAGCACAGGGUCCCUCCACAAGGCUGUGGUGAGUGGGGACAGCGGUGCUCAUCUGGUGGAGGAGAUCCAGCUGUUCCCUGAUCCUGAACCUGUCCGAAACCUGCAGCUGGCCCCCACCCAGGCUGCAGUGUUUGCAGGCUUCUCAGGAGGCGUCUGGAGGGUUCCCCGAGCCAACUGUAGUGUCUAUGAGAGCUGCAUGGACUGUGUUCUUGCCCGGGACCCCCACUGUGCCUGGGACCCUGAGUCCCGAAUCUGCCACCUGCUGCCCACCCCUAUCCCGAAGUCCUGGAAGCAGGACAUGGAGCGAGGGAACCCAGACUGGGCAUGUGCCAAUGGCCCCAUGCCCAGGAGCCACCGGCCUCAGAGCCGCCCCCAAAUCAUUAAAGAAGUCCUGGCUGUCCCGAACUCCAUCCUGGAGCUCCCCUGUCCCCACCUCUCAGCCCUGGCCUCUUACCACUGGAGUCAUGGGAGAGCAGCCGUUCCAGAAGCCUCUUCCACAGUCUACAAUGGCUCCCUCUUGCUGCUUCUGCGGGAUGGGGUGGGGGGCCUCUAUCAGUGCUGGGCCACUGAGAAUGACUUCUCAUACCCCGUGGUCUCCUACUGGGUAGACAGCCAGGACCAGUCCCUGGCCCUGGAUCCUGAACUGGCGGGCAUUCCCCGGGAGCGCGUAGAGGCCCCACUGACCAGGGUCGGUGGUGGGGCCGCCCUGGCUGCCCAGCGGUCCUACUGGCCCCACUUCCUCACAGUCACUGUGCUCCUUGCCUUAGUGCUUUCAGGAGCCCUCAUCAUCCUCCUCACCUCCCCACUGGGGGCACUCCGAGCCCGGGGCAAGGUCCAGGGCUGUGGGACCCUGCCCUCCAGGGAGAAGGCCCCACUGAGCAGGGAGCGGCACCUCCAACCCUCUAAGGAAUGCAGGACCUCUGCCAGUGAUGUGGACGCUGACAACAACCACCUGGGCACUGAGGUGGCUUAAACUCUGGGCACAGAUGAGGGCUGUUGGUAGGGCAGGGUGCCUGGCCACACUGGCUGGGGGACCUGAAGCAGUGCAGCCCUGACUAGGGUGGGAGGAGCACAAAAGACCACCUUCCUCCCCCAAGAGGAGCUUCUCCUGCUGCUCUGUGUCAUCAACAGCACUCAGUGGGCCGGGCGCAGCUGCCUGAUUCCCCGAUGGCAUUCCUUUCUACCAAACACAUGGGCUUUCCAAUGGGGUUGCCCCAGAACUGGACCUAGGUUAUGAUGGGAGGACCUAGAGAGGAACCUUCAGUUCUGGCCAUUCCGGGACCCUCUAGAAACAUACUCCUCCAGGAAGCUCAAACACCUGACUGUUCCAGGACCCUAUGGUGAUAAACACCAAAACAUCUAAACAACCAUAAGAUAGCACACUGCUCCUGGAGACACCACUCUGAAAGCAGCUGCCACCUUGGACACCAACACUCCCUCUCCGAGGGGUCUCUAGGGGUUUGUUGGGAGCUGCCUCCUCCUGCUCCUCUUAUGAACCGUGCACCGCUGAAUCCUAGGAGGUCUUUCCUGAAGGCUGACCUCCCUUCUUGCUUCAGUUGGGGCAGAUUUUGAUCCCUUCUGGCCUGGCUGGAAUGGCAAGGGUAAUCUGAGCCUUGUUCACUCCUUCACCCUGGCUGACCCCUUGACCUCUCUCCUCUCCCCUUUCCCUUGUUUUGAAAUUCAAAAAUUGCUUGUCACAUACAGAUUAUUUUUUAUUAAAAAGACAAAGUUUA